GAAUCCCCUUUCUUUCUCUCAAAGUUUCAUUUAGUCUACAAUUUCAGGGGUUGUAACACGUCAUCCGUGUUUUUUUUUUAAGCCUCAUUUAGUCUCAAGAAAGGAAAUUUGCCUGCAUAUAUUAAGAUUAAAGUGCGUUUCCUUCCGUCAUCCAUCCAAACGGAGCUGAUAGUUCUUUGUCUCCAUCGCAGUCUGCUGGUUAAACCCGUUAGCUGUUGAAGCGGCAACAUGUCCCCUUCUAGUGACAGUCACCUCCUGGCGAUCAGCGUCUUAGCGGAGGAUCUGAGCUGCGGGGAAAGAAGGAAGGUGAUCUACCUCUGUGGGAGCUUAUCCACGGACUGCAGCGUGGAUCGUGUCAGGGAGGCUUUAAGUUUCGGCGUGGAUCACCACGGAGAGCCUCCCCUCUUCAUAAUGUCCGUCCUUUUGCUGCUGGGACGGAAUGACAUCUUAAAGAAGGUGUAUAAAGUUCGAGGAAAGGAGGCAGAAAGUCAGAUUCGGACACAUGGACAAAUCCUCCCGACAUUCAGAGUACUAAUUGUUACUUUAAGUGAUGAAAUGGACACGGACGACGUGAAUCAAAUCAAAUUCUUAUUAAGCAAGACUCUAACCCGUGAAAAACUAGACAAUUCAAAGACGUUUUUAGACGUGGUGAUUGAACUGGAGAAGUUGGAUUCCGUUUCACCUGAAAGAGUAGAUCUUCUAGAGAAAUGUUUACACCAUAUAGGCCGCUUGGAUCUGGUCAAAAAAGUGGCUGCUUACAAGAUUUCAGCUCAGACCUCUGACAAACAUUUGCCUCAACAGCAAAGUUCUCGAGUUGAGGAAACUAGACAAGUGCGGCCCUGGAACGCUGCAGUGACCUCUGGACACAAUUCAUCACAACAAAUUUGUCGAACUCUUGCAAUUGGGCAAAGACAGACUCAUCACUUUGGCACUGUACAGGCACCAUUACCUGUGAGCAGAGAACCAAGCAGUGGGGUUCAACUGGAGCAGUACAGCUUAAUGGCCGAUCCGAGAGGAGUUUGUGUAAUUAUUGAUUGUGUGGGUAAAGAUGGAGAAAUGUUAGAAGCAGCAUUUAAGACGCUCCACUUCAAUGUUCUUCUUUACCAGAUGCUUGGUGCUGAUGAGAUUUUCAAAACUCUCAAAGACAUCUCUAAAAACAGAGAGAGUUUACGAGGGGAUGCUUUUAUCUGCUGCAUCAUUAGCCGCAGCACGGCUAGCGACUUACUGGGUACAAACACGCACAGCAGGGGGAUUUCUAUGGACUUUAUCAGACAGCUGUUUUUAGCCGACGUUUGCCCCGUGCUGGCCGGCAAGCCCAAACUCUUCUUCAUCCAGGGCUACAGAGUUUCAGAGAUGGCCAGAGUGGAGGAUGAGCAGGGGCAAUUGGAGGAAGACGGCUGCCAAAGCAGUCCUACGACUCAUUACAUCCCCAAAGAAGCAGACGUAUUAUGGAGUCAAUCUUGGACGGAUGAGUAUCAGCUGCAAAAAGAGCAACAUCGCUCAGUUUACCUGGAAACGCUGACUGAUGCCUUGAGAAAAGCCCAGAGGAAAAUGAAUCUGCUUGAUGUUGUUAUGGAGGUGAACGGGGCCAUCUUUGACCAUAAUGAAAAAAAUCCUGAAGCAAUCUACAGCUGUGAUGUGAGGCAUACUCUGCGGAAAAAACUUUACCUCCAAUAGAAAUGUGACAGAUCAUUGUUUAGGAGGUACCUAAUACUGUGGCACUAAACUCACCAUAUGCCUUCUGAAGAACAUGUUUUCUGUGUAUACACUGACUCCUAGUGGUUAGAAAGAGAAACGACACUACAGUAGCAUUAAGGCGAAUGAAAAAACCCAUAGUACAGUAGAUCUGUGUAUUUCAGUGAUUCUAAGAGUGAAACUCCUAAUGUAUAGAUUUAUUACACACGAGGCUAUAUAAUUCAUAGAAUUAUUACACACACAAGGAUAUAUUUAUAGUAUUUAUUUUGUUCCUUUUGAUAAUUAUAUUUGACAGCUCACGAAAACCUAAAACUCAGUUUCCCAGGAAAUUAUACCUUUAAUAAAAUACAAUUGUUAAUAGAGAGAUAUCUAAAAACUAAAAUCAUUUUGGGGCUUUCUUUUUAAUGGGUUACUGCUUCAUCUUCUGUUUCAUCUUUCUCUUGAAAAACUCCAGAAAUGUCCGUUUUUAGAUUAAGCCAGAUUGACACCAUGUUGAUUAAACUAGUAGCUAAUAUUUCUGUUUUAUGAGAGCAGGUGCCAAGAAAAGCUGGGAUAUGAAAAGAAUUCCUCCAUAACUUUUUCAGAAGCAUAAAACAUGGAGUUCUAAUCCCUGAAUGUGAUACUCACACUUGACCUUGGACUCUCUGCCUUUCCGCUCUUCUUCUAGAUCUGUUGACCUUAAUUUCCUAACCAAAUACAAAACAUACUUUCAUCUGCAAAGUAUAUUUUGGUCCGCCGAUCAACCUUUUGCCCUUCGCUCAGUUUGGAAGCUUCCCCAAAAACAAGGAAACAUCUGUAUGUGAUGCACUUGAUGCACUGACUUCAGCUGCCAUCAGUGCCUUGUGGUUUCCCCCUACUAUCCAAAAUGCUU
Messenger RNA from Cyprinodon variegatus (sheepshead minnow), 2566 nucleotides. RefSeq names its product CASP8 and FADD like apoptosis regulator (gene cflar). Gene Ontology annotation, molecular function: protein binding; cysteine-type endopeptidase activity. The transcript has 12 exons. Bases 229 to 1677 code for a protein of 482 amino acids. NCBI's taxonomy places the organism in Eukaryota, Metazoa, Chordata, Actinopteri, Cyprinodontiformes, Cyprinodontidae. The record is from RefSeq and is a predicted model, not a curated record. Gene Ontology annotation, biological process: negative regulation of extrinsic apoptotic signaling pathway via death domain receptors; proteolysis.